Messenger RNA from Daucus carota subsp. sativus, 3059 nucleotides. RefSeq names its product beta-galactosidase 10. Gene Ontology annotation, cellular component: vacuole; cell wall. The coding region runs from base 295 to 2847 and encodes 850 amino acids. Gene Ontology annotation, molecular function: beta-galactosidase activity; carbohydrate binding. Gene Ontology annotation, biological process: carbohydrate metabolic process. The record is from RefSeq and is a predicted model, not a curated record. The transcript is spliced from 19 exons. Lineage: Eukaryota; Viridiplantae; Streptophyta; Magnoliopsida; Apiales; Apiaceae.
UUAAUACACAAUCCUUUGUUAUCCGAUCUCUAUUUUCUUGCUCCCCUGUCUUUCUCUCUCCACAUCUUUCUGUAUCUCUCUCUCGUCUCGUUGCAGAUACACUCCCUCUUCAAAGUUUAAACAAGACCAACCAUCUCUCUCACUAGUCUCACUCCCACUCUCCUCUCUUCCCCCCCUCUCUCCCUCUCUCCUCCCUCCUCCCUCCCUCCACUCCUCUCUCUCUCUCUCUCUCUCUCUCUCUCUCUCUCUCUCUCUCACACACAUGUUAGCUGAAGCCCCGGCUUGACUAAAGCAAUGAAGAAGACGAAUGAUUUGCUUUCGUGUCUCAUUUUUAUCUUCUCCGCAUUGUAUGUAGCAGCAGCGAACAAUGUCACUUACGACAGUCGCUCUCUCAUCAUCAACGGCCAGAGAAAGCUCCUCAUCUCCGCUGCCAUUCAUUAUCCUCGCAGCGUCCCCGCGAUGUGGCCAGGACUGGUGCAAACAGCAAAGGAAGGAGGUGUUGAUGUUAUCGAGACCUAUGUCUUCUGGAAUGGUCACGAAACUGCUCCUGGACAAUUCUAUUUUGGCGGAAGGUAUGAUUUGGUUAAAUUCGUGAAGAUUGUGCAAGAGGCCAAGAUGUACUUAAUUCUUCGCAUCGGACCAUUUGUUGCCGCUGAAUGGAACUAUGGAGGCGUACCUGUUUGGCUGCAUUAUGUUAAUGGCACCGUAUUUAGGACUGAUAAUGAACCCUUCAAGCAUUACAUGCAAAAUUUUAUGACAUAUAUAGUUAACAUGAUGAAGAAGGAGAAGUUUUUUGCAUCACAAGGAGGCCCCAUCAUCUUAAGUCAGGUGGAGAAUGAGUAUGGCUUUUAUGAAGGAGCAUAUGGAGAUGCUGGCAAAGCAUAUGCUUCUUGGGCAGCAAACAUGGCUGUGUCCCAAAAUACUGGGGUCCCUUGGAUAAUGUGCCAGCAAUGGGAUACUCCAAAGUAUGUGAUAAAUACAUGCAAUUCAUUUUACUGUGACGAUUUCAAGCCGAGCUACCCAGAUAUGCCAAAAAUAUGGACAGAGAACUGGCCAGGAUGGUUCAAAACUUUUGGAAGUAGAGAUCCACAUAGGCCUGCUGAAGAUGUUGCUUUCUCUGUCGCACGUUUUUUUCAGAAAGGGGGGAGUUUGCAUAAUUAUUACAUGUAUCAUGGUGGGACAAACUUUGGGCGUACUUCUGGCGGGCCAUUUAUCACUACAAGUUAUGACUAUGAUGCUCCUGUUGAUGAGUAUGGUUUGCCGAGGCUUCCAAAAUGGGGGCACUUGAAGGAACUUCAUAAAGCUAUCAAAUUGUGUGAGAAUGCACUGCUGAACAAUGUACCAACUACACUUUCUCUUGGCCCUUUGCAAGAGGUUGAUAUUUAUGGAAAUGGUUCAGAAAACUGUGCCGCAUUUAUUGCUAAUAUGGAUGAUAAAGAUGACAAGAUAGUAAUCUUUCACAAUCAAUCAUUCCACCUGCCAGCAUGGUCUGUUAGCAUCCUGCCGGAUUGCAAAAAUGUAGUGUUCAACUCAGCAAAGGUUGGCUCACAAUCAUCAGUAGUUGAGAUGGUAACAGCAGAAUUAAAGUCAUCUGGCACAUCGCCGGAUAAAGAUGUGAAAGUUUCGAAAUGGGAAGUGUUUGUGGAAAGAGCUGGCAUAUGGGGUGAUGCCGAUUUUACUCAUAAAGGCUUUGUGGAUCACAUCAAUACAACUAAGGAUACUACAGACUACCUUUGGUACACCACCAGUUUAAAUGUUGACGAAAAUGAAGAUAUCUUAAAGAAUGGAAGCAAAGCAAGACUUCUAAUUGAAUCAAAGGGCCAUGCUCUCCACGCCUUUGUGAAUGAAGUACUUCAUGGUAGUGCAGCAGGUAAUGGUACUGUAUCACCAUUUAAGACUCAGAUUCCUAUUUCCCUCAAGGCGGGGAAGAAUGAAAUUGCACUCUUAUGUAUGACAGUUGGCCUAAGUAAUGCAGGAGCCUUUUAUGAAUGGGUAGGAGCUGGUUUAACCAGUGUGAAGAUCGAGGGUCUUAAAAAGGGAAAGCUUGACUUAUCAAAUAGUACAUGGACCUAUAAGGUUGGGGUACAAGGAGAGCAUCUGGGUUUAUACAAGGCAGAUGGUUUGAAUCACGUGAACUGGAAAUCAACUCUAGAAGCACCUAAGAAUCAGCCCCUGACUUGGUACAAGGCAAUUUUGGAUUCUCCCCCUGGAAAUGAACCUGUAGGACUUGACAUGGUUCAUAUGGGAAAAGGCCUAGCUUGGCUAAACGGGGAGGAAAUAGGAAGAUAUUGGCCUAGAAAAAGCUCUAAAAAGGAAGAAUGUGUUGAUAAGUGUGACUAUAGAGGGAAGUUCAGCCCUAAUAAAUGCAGCACCGGAUGUGGGGAACCAACACAAAGAUGGUACCAUGUUCCACGGUCUUGGUUCAAGCCAUCAGGAAACAUUCUGGUUAUUUUUGAAGAAAAAGGUGGAGAUCCUUCUCAAAUAAGAUUUGCAACACGAAUAUUCUCGAGCAUUUGUGCCCACUUGUCAGAAAAUCACCCCACUUUCGAAAUUGAAUCUGCACCAAAAGAUAAAGACGCAAAUCAUAAAACUAAAUCUACUGUACAGUUGAAGUGUCCCCCAAGUACUCGCAUUUCCAGCCUUAAAUUUGCCAGCUUUGGAACUCCUGCGGGCACCUGCGGAUCCUUCACCAUGGGCAAUUGUCAUGAUCCCAAUACAACUUCUUUGGUUGAACAGGUCUGCUUGAACAAAUUUAGGUGCAGCAUUGAACUUUCAGACAAGAACUUUAACAAGGAUUUGUGUCCCGGUGUAACAAAAUCACUUGCUGUUGAAGCAGUAUGCAGCUGAAAUUUAUUUUAGCAGCACCGCUUCACACGAAAUAUUAUAAUUCAGUAAAAGAAGAACACUAGCAAGUUCAAUAUAUACAGAAGGAAUUACAGGCCUAUUUCUUCUCAAAGGGAAAUGUAUUCCCCUAAUGAGAUUAUUGUUUUUUGACAUAUCGGAUCUAAAAGUAGUUCCUAUAUAUUAUAAACCUGGUAAAAAAGCUCCAGGUUUUUAUC